CGUGCAGGAGCCUGUCAGCACAAAACUACAAAUCCUGACUGUGUUCAAACAGGUUGCUGUCAUGUCUAAUCGAAUCACAACUCGACUAACCCGAACUCCACACCUUUAAAACUGCAGCAGGUGGACAGAACAUGUUGUGCGACAGGAUGUUUGUCAACUGAAGUCCUUUAAACGUGCACACAGCGUGCACAUGUACAUGUACAAGCAGUGUUCAAUGAGUCAAAGAAUAAAUGUCUGUGCUGUAACUGGUGUCAGAUAGGAAGUGUUGUGUCAGACACUGUGUGCUGAUUGAAGAUGCUGUGCUAUCAGAGGAGUGAUGUCAGAAGGAAACAUCCUGUGACUCGGCACGGGCCGCGGGACGAACAGCGACACGAAAACAUCAGGGCGACAGCGGGAACGUCCAGUGACGGUGAAGGAAAGAUUUCACUCAUUUUCAGACUGACUCAGACUGACACCAACAAGGCGACAGGAAAUCGUCCCCGCUGCACGUCCAACACAGCACACACCCACAUGCUGUCGCUCAAACUUUACUGCUCUUUAAAACCUGGUGGCAUCGCUGCAUUACAGAAGAAAGAAGCCAACUGGUUACCUCACACUUGGCACACUCAGACUGUGAUCCAGACCUGAUCCACAUGAGCACAGCAGAAGCAGCUGGUCUGACAUCUGAACAAAACCAGAAGAGUAGGCGCAAUGUUCAGGUGUCCACAUACAUUUGUCCGUGUGGCAUAUUUGUGGAAAAAACAGACAUGAUGUUACCUUCAACACGACGUGUGUCACUCUGCUAACAGAGUCCACAUUCAACUUCAGGGUGAAGAUCGAGUUAGGGUCGAGUCUCCAGGAAAUGAAAUCUGUGCUGUCCCCACAAGUGAAGAAAACACAACUGUGUGUGUGUGUGUGUGUGUGUGUGUGUGCUCCCACUAUCAGCUCAGCUGCUCUCCAAUCUCAGUGAGUGUGAUACCGAACAGACAGUGUGCAUGUCUCUCGCCCGUCAGGGGCCCGAUUGGGCGACGUGACAACACGUUGACGUGUGCACUAAAACGCCGUCAGGGCUUUCCUGCAUGAACCUUCCUGCGUAUUUAAGAGGCCGAGCUGCGAAGCGGCUCAGCAGCAGCGGGUGAAGCAGCAGCACGUGUCGAGGCUGCUGAUAGGAGCUCGGUAUCUCACCGUGUCGCUCAGCGCCAGGAGAGGAGAUAAAAGCAGGAAGUGUGUCGACGGGAUGAGGCCAGAAGGGACGAAGGCCUGAGCUGCAGCUGCAGGACAGACUCACUCACUGGACCGGACGCUGUGGACAUGACUGAAGGACAUGUCCGAUGUGUUUCAGGAUGAACGUGUCCUUGCUGCUGCUCGUCUUCAGUAUGUGCGAUCGAGCGGUGGGAGCGGAGAGACAGGAAACCGCGGCUUCACCCGAGGACCAGAGCGCUCGCCUCCGAGGCCUCUGGAAGCUGCACCUGAGGGACUCCCUGCUGAAGGGCAAAGCAGGUUCUAGUCCUCAUCCAGUCAGAGAAGGGCUCAAACAGCAGCUGCUCUACUGCCGCAUUGGGAUUGGCUACCAUCUCCAGAUUCAAGGCAACGGCUCCGUGGGAGGCGCCCACAAACCCACAGAGAACUGCUGGCUGAAGCUGUUCGCUAUGAACCAUGGAGUGGUGGGCAUCAGAGGAGUCAAGAGUGGCUUGUACCUCUGUAUGAGUGGAGACGGACUGGCGUACGGGGCGGAGCAGUUCUCUGACGACUGCCUGCUGAAGGAGAACCUGGAGGAGAACCACUACACCACCUACUCCUCUCUGGCUCACCCAGGCUUCUACCUGGCUCUUUCCCACAAGGGAGAGCUCAAGAGGGGCAACAGCGUGAACCGCCACCAGUCCUGCACCCACUUCCUGCCCCGGAGGACGCUGUGAUCGGGGGCUGCUGCUACAAGCCAGCUGUUCCAGUGAUGUGAGGAAGGAAACGGAAACUGGACAACAGCAACUGGGCCCCAACAAACCACUGAAACCAGUCCCACGUGAGGGAGACUAAAUGUGAGGGAUUAUGUGGAGCUUUACUGACUGAACUGAGCACAAAGGCUGCGUCACUCAGCAGCUGGUAGAGACCAAAACGGAGCUCGAACGAGCACUGACGUUACGAUGUCUGCUCAACGUGAGCUCCUGGGUGGCGUAUGAGCAGCACCACACUUUGAAGGACACCUCAUCUGUCAUCUCAUGCAUUUUAAGCUUCUCACUGUUUUUUCAUAAAGUUUAGACAUGCAGGAAAGUCAGGUGUCUUUCAUCACAUGACCUCGCAAAGCAGUUCAAAUAAGUUUAAAAAUAUUAUGCGAGUUAUCUUGUAGACGUCAGUUAAAACAGAUUAUGGUUUACUGUUGGUUUCACAUGGGACUGGGGUGCUGGACUCCGGGGUGCUGGACUCCUGGGUGCUGGACUCCUGGGUGCUGGACUCCGGGGUGCUGGACUCCGGGGUGCUGGACUCCGGGGUGCUGGUCCUGUGUGUCUGUAAAAAUCUGCUCCAAAUUACUGUUCACUCUGUUCUUUAUCAGUACUGAUGAAUUAUUGAGUGACUGCUCACGUUUAUAAAAAUGUUCAGUAAAAUAAGUUCAUAGUUAUUUAAACUGUAGCUUAUGAGUCUGUUUGUUUUG
This is a messenger RNA of Scatophagus argus, 2626 nucleotides long. It is a transcript of the gene fgf9, whose product is annotated as fibroblast growth factor 9. The transcript has 4 exons. Gene Ontology annotation, molecular function: growth factor activity; fibroblast growth factor receptor binding. The record is from RefSeq and is a predicted model, not a curated record. Gene Ontology annotation, cellular component: cytoplasm. Lineage: Eukaryota; Metazoa; Chordata; Actinopteri; Scatophagidae. Gene Ontology annotation, biological process: positive regulation of cell population proliferation; cell differentiation; fibroblast growth factor receptor signaling pathway. Bases 1311 to 1895 code for a protein of 194 amino acids.